Messenger RNA from Ogataea angusta, 5646 nucleotides. RefSeq lists its product as uncharacterized. Bases 1 to 5646 code for a protein of 1881 amino acids. The transcript has a single exon. NCBI's taxonomy places the organism in Eukaryota, Fungi, Ascomycota, Pichiomycetes, Pichiales, Pichiaceae. Gene Ontology annotation, biological process: long-chain fatty acid biosynthetic process. Gene Ontology annotation, cellular component: fatty acid synthase complex. The record is from RefSeq and is a predicted model, not a curated record. Gene Ontology annotation, molecular function: 3-oxoacyl-[acyl-carrier-protein] reductase (NADPH) activity; fatty acid synthase activity; holo-[acyl-carrier-protein] synthase activity.
AUGAAGCCAGAGAUUGAACAAGAACUGUCUCAUGUUUUGUUGACUGAGCUUCUGGCAUACCAAUUUGCCUCACCUGUCAGAUGGAUUGAAACUCAAGACGUUUUCCUGAGAGAUUUCAACACAGAACGUGUUGUCGAAAUAGGGCCAUCCCCCACUUUAGCGGGCAUGGCGUCGCGUACGAUAAAGGCGAAGUACGAAUCCUAUGAUGCAGCGCUUUCCUUGCAAAGACAGGUGCUUUGCUACUCAAAAGACCAAAAAGAAAUAUAUUAUACUCCAGAUCUUGCUGAUAUUGUGGCCGCCCCUGAAGAGCCUCUUCAACCGUCAAAACCAUUCGACGGAACUGCUGCUCCGAUCAACGAUUCUUUGCCCGUUGUCAAUCAACAAGCUACGCCAGAGCCUGCACAGGCAGCAGUCAAUAUUCCUGAUGAGCCUGUUAAAGCUUCGUUAAUUUUGCAGGCGUUAGUUGCUCAUAAAUUGAAGAAAUCCCUCAAUGAAAUCUCCAUGGGAAAAGCAAUCAAGGAUCUUGUCGGUGGAAAAUCUACCAUUCAGAAUGAAAUCCUGGGUGAUCUAGGCAAGGAGUUUGGAGCUACUCCAGAGAAGCCAGAAGAUUCCCCGUUGCAAGAGCUUGCUGAGCAGUUUGAAGAAACGUUUCAGGGUUCGCUCGGAAAGCAGUCCUCCUCUCUCAUUGCAAGACUUAUGAGCUCCAAAAUGCCUGGUGGUUUUUCGGUAGGUGUGGCCAGAAAGUAUCUUCAGUCUAGAUGGGGACUUGGUCCGGGAAGACAGGAUUCGGUUUUAUUGUAUGCCCUUACAAAUGAACCAAGCCAGAGGCUUGGUUCAGAAGCUGAUGCUAAGUUAUUUUUGGAUUCUGCCUCCCACUCUUAUGCCUCUCAAAACGGUGUCACUUUAUCUCAAGCCUCGCCUCGAGGCUCUGGUGGCUCUGGUGGCUCUGGUGCAUCUGCGGUAGUCGAUUCCGCUGCUCUUGAUGCCGCAAUGAAGGAGAAUAAAACUGUUGCUCGUCAACAAUUAGAGACUUUUGCAAGAUACCUGAAUUACGAUUUGAUGAAAGGUGAAAAGCUUCUUCUCAAGGAGAAAGAAGCUACUGCUAUCCUUCAAGCUGAGCUUGAUUUGUGGGCCGAGGAGCAUGGUGAAUUCUAUGCGUCGGGAAUCAAACCUGUGUUUUCGUCCCUGAAAGCUAGAUCAUAUGACUCGUACUGGAACUGGGCCAGACAGGAUGCGUUAUCCAUGUAUUUCGAUAUCAUUUUUGGAAAGCUAAAAUCUGUGGACAGGGAGACAGUCACUCAAUGUAUUCAAAUCAUGAAUAGAGCCAAUCCUACUCUAAUAAAGUUCAUGCAGUACCACAUUGAUCAUACCCCAACUCAUAAGGGUGAGACAUAUGAACUCGCAAAGAAGCUUGGACAGCAACUAAUUGACAACUGUCGUGAAGUUCUCAACAAAAGUCCAGUUUACAAAGACAUUUCUUACCCUACUGGACCAAAGACAACUGUGGAUGAAAAGGGACGCAUAAUCUACACAGAAGAAGUGAGACCAGCUGUUAGAAAGCUGGAACAAUAUGUUCAUGAAAUGGCAUUGGGUGGUGAACUAACAAAAGAGCCUCAGCCGUCCAUCAAAGACGACCUGUCAAGGAUUUAUAAGGCCAUUUCGAAGCAAGCAUCGGCUGAAAGCAGGAUUGAAUUUCAAAAACUUUAUGCUAAACUGCUUGAUUUUGUUGACCAGUCAUCCGAAAUUGAGGUCUCUAAAUCUGCAAAGGCCGUUCUUGGUGACGAAAGUGUCCCAGAAUCUGAUAGUGACACUGACGAGAUUGCUUCGCUAAAGGAUUAUGCAGAAAUUCAUAAGCCUGUUUCAAGUACUAUUCCACCAGAAACAAUUCCUUUUUUGCACAUUCAAAAGAAAGACAGAUUGGGCUUCUGGAGAUAUGAUAAGCAUGCUUCUUCUUCAUAUUUGGAUGGUCUUGAGAAGGGUGCAGUUAAUGGCAUAACGUUCAAAGGAAAAUAUGCCCUUGUCACGGGCGCUGGCGCAGGUUCGAUUGGAGCUGAGAUCCUCCAAGGGUUGUUAUCUGGUGGCGCCAAAGUGAUUGUCACCACGUCAAGAUUUUCGAAAAAUGUCACGGAAUAUUAUCAACGGAUGUACUCGAGAUAUGGUGCUGCGGAUUCUACGCUAGUGGUGGUACCUUUCAAUCAGGGAUCAAAGCAAGAUAUAAAAUCACUUGUUGAUUAUAUUUAUGAAGACGCCAAAAAGGGCGGACUUCAAUGGGACUUGGACUAUGUAAUCCCAUUUGCUGCCAUUCCAGAAAUGGGAAUUGAGAUCGAUGCCAUCGAUUCCAAAUCUGAGCUGGCUCAUCGGAUCAUGCUAACUAAUUUAUUGAGAUUAUUGGGUGAGGUCUCGUCCAAAAAAAGAGAUAGAAAUAUUCAAACUCGUCCAGCUCAGGUAAUUCUUCCUCUAUCUCCUAACCAUGGCACUUUUGGCUCCGAUGGCUUAUAUUCAGAGUCCAAACUUGGACUUGAGACCCUCUUCAACAGAUGGCACUCAGAGUCGUGGUCAUCCUAUUUAACCAUUUGCGGAACAGUGAUAGGUUGGACUAGAGGAACGGGCUUAAUGUCGGGAAAUAACAUCAUUGCAGAGGGGAUUGAAAAGUUGGGUGUUCGCACUUUCUCUCAAAAGGAAAUGGCAUUUAACAUUUUGGGUCUAAUGACACCAGAAGUCAUGAAGCUUUGUGAAGAGGCCCCUAUCAUGGCUGACCUCAAUGGCGGACUGCAAUUUGUUGAAAAUCUUAGAGAAUAUACUAACCAAUUGAGAAUGGAUAUCAACAGAACCUCAGAUGUUCGGAGGGCCGUUAGCGUGGAAACAGCUAUUGAACACAAGAUUGUCAAUGGCUCUGGAGCAGACGACCCGUUCAAUAAAGCAGAGAUUAAACCAAAGGCUAACAUGAAGUUUGAAUUUCCAAGUCUAAAGUCUUACAAGGAGCUCAAAGCACUAGCUCCAAAUCUUGAGGGCAUGCUUGAUUUGGAAAGAGUAAUUGUGAUAACAGGCUUUGCUGAGGUUGGUCCUUGGGGAAGUUCCAGAACUCGGUGGGAAAUGGAAGCUUGUGGAGAGUUUUCUCUCGAAGGCUGUAUUGAGAUGGCUUGGAUUAUGGGAUAUAUCAAAUAUUUCAACGGUUCCAUCAAAGGAAAGCAGUACACUGGCUGGGUUGACGCGAAAACCAAUCAGCCUGUGGAUGAUAAGGAUGUCAAGAAGAAAUAUGAAGAGGACAUUUUGAAACAUUCGGGUAUCAGGCUCGUGGAGCCAGAGCUGUUCCAUGGGUAUGAUCCAAAGAAAAAGAAGUUCAUUCAAGAGGUUGUUGUUCAGCAUGAUCUUGAACCGUUCGAGACUGAUAGAACUACCGCGGAACAAUACAAAGCCUGGCAUGGGGAUCAUGUCGAAUGCUUUCCUAUUGAGGGUGCCGAGGAAUACUCGGUUAGAGUUCUAAAAGGAGCCAAGCUUUACAUUCCGAAAGCUUUGCGAUUUGAUAGGCUAGUUGCCGGACAAAUUCCAACUGGGUGGGAUCCUCGCACUUAUGGUAUUGAUGAUGACAUCAUUUCACAAGUUGAUCCAAUAACUCUCUACGUUUUGGUUACGGUCGCCGAGACUCUCUUGAGUUCCGGUAUCACUGAUCCGUAUGAGUUUUACAAGUAUGUUCAUGUGUCUGAGGUUGGAAAUUGCUCCGGUUCGGGAAUGGGUGGGGUCUCGGCUCUCAAAGGCAUGUUCAAGGAUAGAUUCUUGGACCAACCUAUUCAAAAUGACAUUCUUCAAGAGUCGUUUAUCAAUACCAUGUCUGCCUGGGUGAACAUGCUUUUGCUAUCCUCGUCUGGCCCAAUCAAAACCCCAGUUGGGGCAUGUGCAACAGCAUUGGAAUCUGUUGAUGUGGGAAUGGAGACGAUUUUAUCAGGAAAAGCCAAGAUUGUGAUUGUAGGUGGUUAUGAUGACUUCCAGGAAGAAGGCUCGUACGAGUUCGGAAACAUGAAUGCUACUUCCAAUGCUGACGACGAGUUUGCUCAUGGACGCACGCCUGCUGAUAUGUCGAGACCUACCACCACUAGCAGAAGCGGAUUUAUGGAAGCUCAGGGCUCGGGAUUGCAAAUUUUAAUGACAGCAGAACUGGCUCUCAAAAUGGGCGUCCCUAUAUAUGGUAUUGUUGCGAUGGCAUCUACGGCAAGUGAUAAAAUUGGAAGAUCUGUGCCUGCACCAGGGAAAGGUAUCCUCACAACUGCAAGAGAGUAUCACGGAGAUUCCAGGUUCACAUCCCCUAAAUUGGAUAUCAAGUACAGGGCAAGACAACUCAAAGCAAGGACUUCCCAGAUCAAAGCCUGGGUUGAAAACGAAUUGUCAUUAUUGUCGGAAGAAGCCAACAUUCUUGCAAAAGAGGAUCGCUUGUUUGAUGGCGAAAGGUUCUUAACUGAACGGGCUGAGGAAAUUCGAAAAGAAGCCAAAAAUCAAAUCAAAGAAGCCCAAAGAAUGUAUGGUAAUGAGUUUUGGAAAAACGAUCCUCGUAUCGCACCAAUAAGAGGAGCGCUGGCCACAUUCGAUCUAACUAUAGAUGAUUUGGGCGUGUGUUCUUUCCACGGAACAUCUACUAAAGCUAACGAUAAAAAUGAGACUGCGGCCAUCGAUAAGAUGAUGAGCCAUUUGGGACGUACGGAAGGAAAUCCUGUAUAUGGUGUUUUCCAGAAGUAUUUGACCGGACACCCUAAGGGUGCUGCUGGUGCCUGGAUGCUUAAUGGCGGCUUGCAAAUUUUGCAAACGGGCAUCGUUCCGGGAAACAGAAAUGCCGACAAUGUGGAUAAGGUGCUGGAGAAUUAUGAGUAUGUUCUCUUUCCUUCGAGAACAAUAAAGACGGAUGGAAUAAAGGCAGUUUCGGUGACUUCAUUUGGCUUUGGACAAAAAGGCGCUCAAGCAAUAAUUGUCAACUCUGACUAUCUCUAUGCGGCACUUUCUGAAAAGGAAUACCAAGAAUAUCAAAAGUUGGUUAGCACAAGAUACAAGAAGGCAUAUCGUUACAUGCACAAUGCCAUGUUAACAAACUCUCUCUUUGUUGCUAAAUCAAAGGCACCUUACACAGAUGACCUAGAGGAAUCUGUCUAUCUGGACCCUCUUGCUCGUGUUACAGCAACCAAAGAAAAUAAGCUUAUUUUCAAAGAAUCCGAAAUUCAGUCCUCUAAGCUAUCCAGUGGUCUAUCGAUAGAAACAGCCAAGCUCCUCAAAAACAUGGCCACUAGACUGACUGGGGAAAAAGGUGUCGGUGUUGACGUCGAGUUAUUGUCCACGGUUAAUAGUGAAAACGAAACGUUCCUGGAAAAAAACUUCACAAAAGCCGAGAUUCGAUACUGUGAAUCUUCUCCGUGCCCUAGGGCGUCUUUUGCAGGAACUUGGUCUGCUAAAGAAGCUGUUUUCAAAUCAUUAGGCGUCAAGUCCAAAGGGGCAGGUGCGUCUAUGAGAGAUAUCGAGAUUAUUCGGGAUGUUAACGGAGCUCCUUCAGUCAGACUCCACGGGGAAGCCAACAUUGCUGCCUCCACUCAAGGGGUAAAGGCAAUUAAAGUUUCCAUCUCGCACGAUGAUAUACAAUCAAUAGCAGUUGCGAUUUCAGAAUUCUGA